Molecule: messenger RNA, 294 nt
Organism: Sclerotinia sclerotiorum 1980 UF-70
Lineage: Eukaryota; Fungi; Ascomycota; Leotiomycetes; Helotiales; Sclerotiniaceae
Exons: 2
Coding region: 1-294 (97 amino acids)
Source: RefSeq, a predicted model, not a curated record
AUGUCUACCGUCGGGUGUUUGGGUGUGGGCGAUCAGCGCGAAUCCACCAAAGAGAUCCUGGUAGGAUACCAGAGUAACACCUGCUGUCACAAAUUGGGUGUGGGUCUACUUUCCGGGACUGUGACUUCAGAUGCCCCAAACUUGGCACAAAUAAUAAUACUCGAUGGAUGGGAUGAUCCGGACGACCGUCUGGCUUCAUAUUGGCCUACGGGGUUUUCGCCGCCUUUUGGUAUUGCUCGACCGGUACUGCGUGCUCGAUGUGGACGUGCAGGCACUGCUGUGGAUGAAUUCUAG